Messenger RNA from Caenorhabditis angaria, 4250 nucleotides. NCBI's taxonomy places the organism in Eukaryota, Metazoa, Nematoda, Chromadorea, Rhabditida, Rhabditidae. The record is from the annotation of a GenBank genome assembly.
AUGAAAUUCUUGGUUUAUUUCGGAUUAUUAUUGAUUGGAGCAAUAACUGCACAACAAGACACAUCAAAUCCAAUCUGCACACCAACUCGAAAAAGUGCCAAACAUGCUGAUACACUUAUUGUUUUCGCUUUGGAUUAUGAAAAAGGCCAAAAUGAUGUGAGUUUGCUUGAAACUUAUGAAAACUCAAUUUUGAAGUUUUCACUAAGUAGUUUAAUCUUACAAGGAAUGAUCGAUUUAGUGAUACAGUGAUUCGAGCUGUGACUAGGUGGACUUUUGUCCAUAUCCAAAAGUAGGAAAAACCCCAAAGGGAUUUUGCAAGGCAAGGCUUUGUUCCCUGAUUUCGGGACCCCCUAAUUUUUUGUUCAGAAAAAUUUGAAAAAUGGCCUUCAUUUUCAAAAAUUCAUAACUCAGCUUAAACAUCAUGAAAAUGGACAAACUUUGGGCCAUUUUGAAGCUUUAAUGUAGAACUUUUAAAGGUACUACUGUUCCUAUUUUUCAGAUUUUUUCAACUUAUGUAAAAAAUGAGAAAAAAAGGGAAAAAAAUCAAAAAUUUUUUUUUUGUUUUUUUGUCAUUAUACGGUACCGGGCGGAGUAUGAGACCUGAUUUAAACUUUUCAGCGUCAAAAACUAUGCCUAGUACCAUAUUCCAAUGUAUCUAUAGUCAGCCUUUUCGGAGAGUUAUAAUACGAUUUUCACUCGAAACGCAUAGAUUUUGACAAAAAAAAAUAGUUUUUUUGUUGUUUUGAAACAGUAAAAUGUUUUAUCGCAAUAUUUUACUAGUAAAAAAGCACGAUCCAUCAUUUUUUCACUGUUUUCCGUGAUUUGUGACACAUCACUUAAAAAAUGGUUAGUUUCAAAUCUUCAAAAAAAAUGAAAAAAUAUAUUUUUUGAUCGAUGACUUCAUCCUUGGCAAAAUUUGGAAGCCUUCCUAAUUUAGCCACGAAUCAUUUUUCGAUCAAAAAAAAAUCGGCCCGAGUUUUCCGAUUUGUUGGUUCAGCGAAAAAUUCACUGUUUCAAAGUUUUUUCAACAAAAAAAUCGCUCCGAGUUUUUUCAAAAAAUAAUCGGCCCGAGUUUUUUCAAAAAAUAAUCGGCCCGAGUUUUUUCAAAAAAUAAUCGGCCCGAGUUUUUCAAAAAAAAUCGGCUCGAGUUUUUUCAAAGAAAAUUUUUUUUCAAAAAAAUCGGCCCGAGAUUUUUCAAAGAAAAUUUUUUUCAAAAAAAUCGCUCCGAGUUUUUUCAAAGAAAAUUUUUUUCAAAAAAAUCGGCCCGAGAUUUUUCAAAGAAAAUUUUUUUUCAAAAAAAAUCGGCCCGAGUUUUUCAAAAAAAAAAAAUCGGCCCGAGAUUUUUCAAAAAAAAUCGGCCCGAGUUUUUCAAAAAAAAAAAAUCGGCCCGAGAUUUUUCAAAAAAAAUCGGCUCGAGUUUUUUCAAAGAAAAAUCGGCCCGAGUUUUUUCAAAGAAAAAUCGGCCCGAGUUUUUUCAAAGAAAAAUCGGCCCGAGUUUUUUCAAAGAAAAAUCGGCCCGAGUUUUUCAAAAAAAAAAUCGGCCCGAGAUUUUUCAAAAAAAAAUCGGCCCGAGAUUUUUCAAAAAAAAAAAAUUCGGCCCGAGAUUUUUCAAAAAUUUCUCGGCGCGUUUUCCAAAGAUGCAAUUUAUCCUACACAUCAUACCAAAACCGUCUCUCCCAAUUCAAUCUAAUCUCUACCCAACAUAGGCAACUCAUUUUUAUCACAAAUAUGUAUUAUAAAAUCAUAACUAACUCUAGUCAUUUCCCCUCCCUUCCCCUAUUUGUUACAUCUUCCACCUCUCAGCGCUACCCCUUCAACUAAAAUGUAUUGGCUCUCGCAAAAACAAUUCAUUUAUUCACAAACACAUGUCUCUCUGGAAUAAAACCUCAAAAACACUAACCCAUUCUCGUCUCCCUCAUAAUAUAAUUCCACAUCUGAAGUCUCUGCCAUCUAGUCAUUUUCUCUAAUCAUAAAUCUCACACUGCACAUUUGGACUACCGUACUCUUGCGGGUAUGAAUAAAUAAAUAAAAAAGCCCGAGUUUUUUCAAAGAAAACUCGAGCCGAUUUUUUUUUUGAAAAAAAAUUUUCUCUGAAAAAAACUCGGGCCGAUUUUUCUUUGAAAAAACUCGAGCCGAUUUUUUUUUGAAAAAUCUCGGGCCGAUUUUUUUUUUGAAAAACUCGGGACGAUUUUUUUUUUGAAAAAACUCGGGCCGAUUUUUUUUGAAAAUACUCGGGCCGAUAUUUUUUUGAAAAAACUCGAGCCGAUUUUUCUUUGAAAAAACUCGAGCCGAUUUUUUUUGAAAAAUCUCGGGCCGAUUUUUUUUUUUUGAAAAACUCGGGCCGAUUUUUUUUUGAAAAAAAUAUUUUUUCUGAAAAAACUCGGGCCGAUUUUUUUUUUGAAAAACUCGGGCCGAUUAUUUUUUGAAAAAAUUCGGGCCGAUUAUUUUUGGAAAAAACUCGGAGCGAUUUUUUUGUUGAAAAAACUUUGAAACAGUGAAUUUUUCGCUGAACCAACAAAUCGGAAAACUCGGGCCGAUUUUUUUUUUUGAUCGAAAAAUGAUUCGUGGCUAAAUUAGGAAGGCUUCCAAAUUUUGCCAAGGAUGAAGUCAUCGAUCAAAAAAUAUAUAUUUUCAUUUUUUUUGAAGAUUUGAAACUAACCAUUUUUUAAGUGAUGUGUCACAAAUCACGGAAAACAGUGAAAAAAUGAUGGAUCGUGCUUUUUUACUAGUAAAAUAUUGCGAUAAAACAUUUUACUGUUUCAAAACAACAAAAAAACUAUUUUUUUUGUCAAAAUCUAUGCGUUUCAGUGAAAAUCGUAUUAUAACUCUCCGAAAAGGCUGACUAUAGAUACAUUGGAAUAUGGUACUAGGCAUAGUUUUUGACGCUGAAAAGUUUAAAUCAGGUCUCAUACUCCGCCCGGUACCGUAUAAUGACAAAAAAACAAAAAAAAAAUUUUUGAUUUUUUUCCCUUUUUUUCUCAUUUUUUACAUAAGUUGAAAAAAAUCUGAAAAAUAGGAACAGUAGUACCUUUAAAAGUUCUACAUUAAAGCUUCAAAAUGGCCCAAAGUUUGUCCAUUUUCAUGAUGUUUAAGCUGAGUUAUGAAUUUUUGAAAAUGAAGGCCAUUUUUCAAAUUUUUCUGAACAAAAAAUUAGGGGGUCCCGAAAUCAGGGAACAAAGCCUUGCCUUGCAAAAUCCCUUUGGGGUUUUUCCUACUUUUGGAUAUGGACAAAAGUCCACCUAGUCACAGCUCGAAUCACUGUAUCACUAAAUCGAUCAUUCCUUGUUAGAGAAACGCGAUGCGUUAUGUCUUCAAACAAUUUGCUUGUCAAAUUCCAAUUGCUGAUAAUAUCAAAAUACAUAUGCUUUAUUAUGGAUCAGAUACUGUCACACCAUUGACAGAUGCUGAUUUUGUGGAUAGUCCAAAGAUUGGGGAUAAACUGGAAGCAACAGUGAACAUUAAUCGAGAUGAUCCACGUGUUUCUAAUUGCAAUCGUUUGAAGAAUCAAUUAAAGGAAUUCAAAGAACAUCAAUUUGUUCAAAAGCAGCUAAAUAUUCAUUAUAUCUUUCUAUUCGAACCAUCAAAAAUAUGUAUUGAUGUCAUUGAUUAUAAAAAUACAUCUAUUGUCAUUUUUGAUACAACGAUCGGUUUUAGAAUUAUUAUUGACAAUCUGGUGGAAAUCUUCCCCUCAAGUGAGUUUAUUGAUUUUAUUGACUAUAUUCAAAUAGAUUCCCGAAAAAAUUAAAAAAGAGAACGUUAUUUAAAAAUUUCUUUUUUUUCAGAUUCCACGUCAAAACAAUUGGAUGAUUUCACCAAAAAUAUGUAAGUGAUAUCAAUCAAUAUUUAUCAAAAAUUAUAAAUUUUUCAGUGUCUCUGAUAUUUUCGCUUCAAAAAAACCACCACCACCUCCUGAAGUUGUCAAACCAAAAGAAGAGGAGAAAUCGGAUUGGUUGAAAUUGGUAUUGAUUGCUAUCAUGGUUGUUUUGAUUGUUGCAUUAAUUGUUGAAUGGACUUAUUAUGGCUUGAUGAUGAAGAAACAUAAGAAGAAGAUGCUUGAAGAGGAGAAAAAGAAAGCAGAAGAAGCGGCGAAAAAAAAGAAAGCAGAGGAAGAAGAAGCGGCGAAGAAUGCUCCAGAAGAAAUACCACCAGAUGCAAGCUGGGUAGAAGAUAACGACGAGGACGGUCAUUUUUUAGGAUUGAAAAGAGCACACCCAAAAAAUGCUGAAGAGGCUAAGAUUAGAGUUUUUUGA